AUGAGACUCCAGGAUCCUCGGAGCCUUCCCCCUCCCUCCUCGUCCAGCAGCAGCAGCGGCAGCAGCGGCAGCAGCGGCAGCGGCAGCGGCAGCGGCAGCAGCGGCAGCAGCGGCAGCAGCGGCAGCGGCAGCGGCAGCAGCGGCGGCAGCAGCGGCGGCAGCGGCGGCAGCAGCGGCAGCAGCGGCAGCAGCAGCGGCAGCGGCGGCAGCAGCGGCAGCAGCGGCAGCAGCAGCAGCAGCAGCGGCAGCAGCAGCAGCAGCAGCAGCAGCAGCAGCAGCGGCUCCUCCCCCCGUCGGUGCGUCUCACUGUGGGGGGUGCGUCUCACUGUGGGGGGUGCGUCUCACUGUGGGGGGUGCGUCUCACUGUGGGGGGUGCGUCUCACUGUGGGGGGUGCGUCUCACUGUGGGGGGUGCGUCUCACUGUGGGGGGUGCGUCUCACUGUGGGGGUGCGUCUCACUGUGGGGGGUGCGUCUCACUGUGGGGGUGCGUCUCACUGUGGGGGUGCGUCUCACUGGGGGGUGCGUCUCACUGUGGGGGUGCGUCUCACUGGGGGUGCGUCUCACUGUGGGGGUGCGUCUCACUGUGGGGGGUGCGUCUCACUGUGUGGGGGUCGUCUCACUGUGGGGUGUCGUCUCACUGUGGGGGUGCUCACUGUGGGGGUGCGUCUCACUGUGGGGGUGCGUCUCACUGUGGAGGGUGCGUCUCACUGUGGGGGUGCGUCUCACUGUGGGGGGUGCGUCUCACUGUGGAGGGUGCGUCUCACUGUGGAGGGUGCGUCUCACUGUGGAGGGUGCGUCUCACUGUGGAGGGUGCGUCUCACUGUGGAGGGUGCGUCUCACUGUGGAGGGUGCGUCUCACUGUGGAGGGUGCGUCUCACUGUGGGGGGUGCGUCUCACUGUGGGGGGUGCGUCUCACUGUGGGGGGUGCGUCUCACUGUGGGGGGUGCGUCUCACUGUGGAGGGUGCGUCUCACUGUGGAGGGUGCGUCUCACUGUGGGGGUGCGUCUCACUGUGGGGGGUGCGUCUCACUGUGGAGGGUGCGUCUCACUGUGGGGGGUGCGUCUCACUGUGGGGGGUGCGUCUCACUGUGGGGGUGCGUCUCACUGUGGAGGGUGCGUCUCACUGUGGAGGGUGCGUCUCACUGUGGAGGGUGCGUCUCACUGUGGAGGGUGCGUCUCACUGUGGAGGGUGCGUCUCACUGUGGAGGGUGCGUCUCACUGUGGAGGGUGCGUCUCACUGUGGGGGUGCGUCUCACUGUGGGGGGUGCGUCUCACUGUGGGGGGUGCGUCUCACUGUGGGGGGUGCGUCUCACUGUGGAGGGUGCGUCUCACUGUGGAGGGUGCGUCUCACUGUGGAGGGUGCGUCUCACUGUGGAGGGUGCGUCUCACUGUGGAGGGUGCGUCUCACUGUGGGGGGUGCGUCUCACUGUGGAGGGUGCGUCUCACUGUGGAGGGUGCGUCUCACUGUGGAGGGUGCGUCUCACUGUGGGGGGUGCGUCUCACUGUGGGUGCGUCUCACUGUGGAGGGUGCGUCUCACUGUGGAGGGUGCGUCUCACUGUGGAGGGUGCGUCUCACUGUGGGGGUGCGUCUCACUGUGGAGGGUGCGUCUCACUGUGGAGGGUGCGUCUCACUGUGGGGGGUGCGUCUCACUGUGGGGGGUGCGUCUCACUGUGGGGGUGCGUCUCACUGUGGGGGGUGCGUCUCACUGUGGGGGGUGCGUCUCACUGUGGGGGGUGCGUCUCACUGUGGGGGGUGCGUCUCACUGUGGAGGGUGCGUCUCACUGUGGGGGGUGCGUCUCACUGUGGAGGGUGCGUCUCACUGUGGGGGGUGCGUCUCACUGUGGGGGGUGCGUCUCACUGUGGAGGGUGCGUCUCACUGUGGAGGGUGCGUCUCACUGUGGGGGGUGCGUCUCACUGUGGGGGGUGCGUCUCACUGUGGAGGGUGCGUCUCACUGUGGGGGGUGCGUCUCACUGUGGAGGGUGCGUCUCACUGUGGAGGGUGCGUCUCACUGUGGAGGGAUGUCUGUGGUGGAGACGCUGCUGAGUUUCCUGUCUGUGGUCGCAGCUGUAGCCACAGAGGCAGCUCCUCCUCUUCCUCCUCUUCCUCCUCCUCCUCCGCUGCUGCUCGUCUCCUUUGACGGUUUUCGGGCCGAUUACCUGAAACGGUUCCCGAUGCCGAACUUGCAGAGUCUGUACCGACAGGGCGUCCUGGUGGAGCAGAUGACCAACGUCUUCGUCACCAAAACGUUCCCAAACCACUACAGUCUGGUGACCGGUCUGUACGCAGAGUCCCACGGCAUCAUGGCCAGUAACAUGUACGACCCCGACACCAAACAGUACUUCCACAUUUCGAACAACAGCGACCCCGUGUGGUGGAACGAGGCAGAGCCGCUCUGGAUCACAGCCCUGGACUCGGGCUUCAAGACGGCGGCCGUGAUGUGGCCCGGCGCGGACGUUCGGAUCCACAACCGCACCGCCACCCACCUCUUCCAGUACGACCGCAGGAUGAGCUUCAGGGAGAGGCUGGGGAACGUGACGCAGUGGCUGAUGGGAGACGGCCAGGAAGAAGGGGUGAAGUUCGCGGCCCUUUACUGGGAGCAGCCGGACGCCGCGGGACACAAGUACGGACCUGACAACACCUCCAUGAUGGCCCGGACUCUGCAGGAGCAUGUCAGGGUCCACCCCGGGCCUGUGGGGGUGGACCCUGACAUGCUGCAGUACCACCCCGGGCCUGUGGGGGUGGACCCUGACAUGCUGCAGUACCACCCCGGGCCUGUGGGGGUGGACCCUGACAUGCUGCAGUACCACCCCGGGCCUGUGGGGGUGGACCCUGACAUGCUGCAGUACCACCCCAGGCCUGUGGGGGUGGACCCUGACAUGCUGCAGUACCACCCCGGGCCUGUGGGGGUGGACCCUGACAUGCUGCAGUACCACCCCGGGCCUGUGGGGGUGGACCCUGACAUGCUGCAGUACCACCCCGGGCCUGUGGGGGUGGACCCUGACAUGCUGCAGUACCACCCCGGGCCUGUGGGGGUGGACCCUGACAUGCUGCAGUACCACCCCGGGCCUGUGGGGGUGGACCCUGACAUGCUGCAGUACCACCCCGGGCCUGUGGGGGUGGACCCUGACAUGCUGCAAUACCACCCCGGGCCUGUGGGGGUGGACCCUGACAUGCUGCAGUACCACCCCGGGCCUGUGGGGGUGGACCCUGACAUGCUGCAGUACCACCCCGGGCCUGUGGGGGUGGACCCUGACAUGCUGCAGUACCACCCCGGGCCUGUGGGGGUGGACCCUGACAUGCUGCAGUACCACCCCAGGCCUGUGGGGGUGGACCCUGACAUGCUGCAGUACCACCCCGGGCCUGUGGGGGUGGACCCUGACAUGCUGCAGUACCACCCCGGGCCUGUGGGGGUGGACCCUGACAUGCUGCAGUACCACCCCGGGCCUGUGGGGGUGGACCCUGACAUGCUGCAGUACCACCCCGGGCCUGUGGGGGUGGACCCUGACAUGCUGCACUCCUUCUCUGCUCCUCCUCUGCUCCUUCUCUGCUCCUCCUCUGCUCCUUCUCUGCUCCUCCUCUGCUCCUUCUCUGCUCCUCCUCUGCACCUCCUCUGCGCCUCCUCUGCUCCUCCUCUGCGCCUCCUCUGUGCCUCCUCUGCUCCUCCUCUGUGCCUCCUCUGCGCCUCCUCUGCUCCUCCUCUGCACCUCCUCUGCGCCUCCUCUGCGCCUCCUCUGUGCCUCCUCUGCUCCUCCUCUGUGCCUCCUCUGCUCCUCCUCUGCUCCUUCUCUGCUCCUCCUCUGCUUCUCCUCUGCUCCUUCUCUGCACCUCCUCUGCUCCUUCUCUGCUCCUCCUCUGCUUCUCCUCUGCUCCUUCUCUGCUCCUCCUCUGCUUCUCCUCUGCACCUCCUCUGCUCCUCCUCUGCUCCUCCUCUGUGCCUCCUCUGCUCCUCCUCUGCUCCUCCUCUGUGCCUCCUCUGCUCCUCCUCUGCUCCUCCUCUGCUCCUCCUCUGCUCCUCCUCUGUGCCUCCUCUGCACCUCCUCUGCUCCUCCUCUGCUUCUCCUCUGCACCUCCUCUCCUCCUCCUCUGCUCCUCCUCUUCUCCCCCUCUGCUCCCCCUCUGAUCCCCCUCUGCUCCCCCUCUCCUCCUCCUCUGCUCCUCCUCUGCUCCUCCUCUGCUCCUCCUCUGCUCCUUCUCUGCUCCUUCUCUGCUCCUCCUCUGCUCCCCCUCUGCUCCCCCUCUGCUCCUCCUCUGCUCCCCCUCUGCCCCUCCUCUGUGCCUCCUCUGCUCCUCUUCUGCUCCUCUGUGCCUCCUCUGCUCCUCCUCUGCUCCUCCUCUCUGCUCCUCCUCUGCUCCUCCUCUGCUCCUCCUCUGCUCCUCCUCUGUGCCUCCUCUGCUCCUCCUCUGCUCCUCCUCUGCUCCUCCUCUGCUCCUCCUCUGCGCCUCCUCUGCUCCUCUGCUCCUUCUCUGCUCCUCCUCUGCUCCUCCUCUGCUCCUCCUCUGUGCCUCCUCUGCUCCUCCUCUGCCCCUCCUCUGCUCCUCCUCUGUGCCUCCUCUGCUCCUCCUCUGCUCCCCCUCUGCUCCUCCUCUUCUCCUCCUCUGCUCCCCCUCUUCUCCUCCUCUGCUCCCCCCUCUGCUCCUCCUCUUCUCCCCCUCUGCUCCCCCUCUUCUCCUCCUCUGCUCCCCCUCUUCUCCUCCUCUGCUCCCCCUCUUCUCGUCCUCUGCUCCCCCUCUUCUCCUCCUCUGCUCCUCCUCUGCUCCUCCUCUGCCCCUCCUCUGCUCCCCCUCUUCUCCUCCUCUGCUCCCCCUCUUCUCCCCCUCUGCUCCUCCUCUUCUCCCUCUCUGCUCCUCCUCUUCUCCCCCUCUGCUCCCCCUCUGAUCCCCCUCUGCUCCCCCUCUUCUCCUCCUCUGCCCCUCCUCUGCUCCUCCUCUGCCCCUCCUCUGCUCCCCCUCUUCUCCUCCUCUGCUCCCCCUCUUCUCCCCCUCUGCUCCUCCUCUUCUCCCCCUCUGCUCCUCCUCUUCUCCCCCUCUGCUCCCCCUCUGAUCCCCCUCUGCUCCCCCUCUCCUCCUCCUCUGCCCCUCCUCUGCUCUCCCUCUGCUCUCCCUCUGCUCCACCUCUGCUCCUCCUCUGCUCCCCCUCUGCUCCUCCUCUGCCCCUCCUCUGCUCUCCCUCUGCUCCCCCUCUGCCCCUCCUCUGCUCCUCCUCUGCGCCUCCUCUGCUCCCCCUCUCCUCCUCCUCUGCCCCUCCUCUGCUCUCCCUCUGCUCCCCCUCUGCUCCUCCUCUGCUCCUCCUCUGCGCCUCCUCUGCUCCCCCUCUCCUCCUCCUCUGCCCCUCCUCUGCUCUCCCUCUGCUCUCCCUCUGCUCCUCCUCUGCUCCUCCUCUGCUUCCCCUCUGCUCCUCCUCUGCUCCUCCUCUGCUCCUCCUCUGCUCCCCCUCUGCUCCUCCUCUGCUCCUCCUCUGCUCCUCCUCUGCGCCUCCUCUGCAGGUGGACGAUGACGUUGGGUUGUUGGUGUCGGAGCUGAAGAGAGUGGGACUUUGGGGUCAGAUAAACGUGAUCGUGACGAGUGACCACGGCAUGGCCCAGUGCAGCCCGGACCGGCUCAUCCGCCUGGACCAGUGCCUGAGCCCGGACCUCUACACGCUGGUGGACCUCACUCCGGUCGCAGCACUCAUCCCAAAACAAGACGCCGCCGCGGUCUUCGACUCGCUGAAGAGCUGCCACCCGCACAUGACGGCGUUUCUGAAGGCGUCCAUCCCGGAGCGUCUGCAUUACCAGAACAACCACCGCGUUCAGCCCGUGCUGCUCAUGGCCGACGAAGGAUGGACCAUCGUCACCAGCGGCAACACCCUGCCCAGACUGGGUGACCACGGCUACGACAGCUCCUUACCCAGCAUGCACCCCUUCCUGGCUGCGGUGGGGCCCAGCUUCCGUCAGGGUUAUCGCCUCAGCUCCAUCCAGAGCGUGGACGUCUACCCUCUGAUGUGCCGCCUCCUGGGGAUCGAGGGGAGGCCCAACAACGGCUCCCUCAGCCACACCCGCUGCCUGCUGGCCCAGGAGAGCUGCUGGGAGACCCCCCGUGUGGUGGGGCUGGUGGUGGGGGUCCUGCUGGUGCUCGCCACGGUCACCGGGCAUGUGCGGCUACAGUCUGUCCCAGGGCAGGUGCGGCUACAGUCUGUCCCAGGGCAGGUGCGGCUACAGUCUGUACGUCUGUCCCAGGGCAGGUGCGACUACAGUCUGUCCCAGGGCAGGUGCGGCUACAGUCUGUACGUCUGUCCCAGGGCAGGUGUGGCUACAGUCUGUCCCAGGGCAGGUGCGGCUACAGUCUGUACGUCUGUCCCAGGGCAGGUGCGGCUACAGUCUGUCCCAGGGCAGGUGCGGCUACAGUCUGUGCGUCUGUCCCAGGGCAGGUGUGGCUACAGUCUGUGCGUCUGUCCCAGGGCAGGUGUGGCUACAGUCUGUGUGUCUGUCCCAGGGCAGGUGUGGCUACAGUCUGUGUGUCUGUCCCAGGGCAGGUGUGGCUACAGUCUGUGUGUCUGUCCCAGGGCAGGUGCGGCUACAGUCUGUGUGUCUGUCCCAGGGCAGGUGUGGCUACAGUCUGUAAGUCUGUCCCAGGGCAGGUGCGGCUACAGUCUGUCCCAGGGAAGGUGCGGCUACAGUCUGUCCCAGGGCAGGUGUGGCUACAGUCUGUGUGUCUGUCCCAGGGCAGGUGUGGCUACAGUCUGUGUGUCUGUCCCAGGGCAGGUGUGGCUACAGUCUGUGUGUCUGUCCCAGGGCAGGUGUGGCUACAGUCUGUGUGUCUGUCCCAGGGCAGGUGUGGCUACAGUCUGUGUGUCUGUCCCAGGGCAGGUGUGGCUACAGUCUGUGCGUCUGUCCCAGGGCAGGUGUGGCUACAGUCUGUGUGUCUGUCCCAGGGCAGGUGUGGCUACAGUCUGGCAGGUGCGGCUACAGUCUGUGCGUCUGUCCCAGGGCAGGUGUGGCUACAGUCUGUGUGUCUGUCCCAGGGCAGGUGUGGCUACAGUCUGCACGUCUGUCCCAGGGCAGGUGCGGCUACAGUCUGUGCAGUGA
Knipowitschia caucasica is the source of this 7065-nucleotide messenger RNA. The record is from the annotation of a GenBank genome assembly. Lineage: Eukaryota; Metazoa; Chordata; Actinopteri; Gobiiformes; Gobiidae.